AUGGCUGAAUCUUCCGUUUCCAAGUCAGUUUCAGCCACCAGUCAAUCGCGGGAGAAAUUCUCAGACAUAGUAACAGCAAAGGGAAAUGUUCUCGACAAAGUUUUCCCUCUUUUCGAACAGAUGAUUCAACAAGUUAAACUACCAGCUUGGAUUAUGGGAAUUGUCAUGUUCUAUCUCCUAUGCCAAACACUCUCCAUUUGUUUCUGGGUUUAUACACCUGUUUAUCAAAAAACAACUCAGCCGUGGACAAAUGUUAACAAAUAUUUUGUCCAAAUAUUCGCAUUUAUUGAUCCGGUUAAUUACAGCACAUCAAUACAGAUAUGGAUGAUUGUAGAUAUCGCAAUUGGAGUAUUUUCUAUACUUUGGAUCUUAUUCACAUUAUAUCUUAAUCAUUUGUUUUAUACAAUUUAUGUUCCGGUGCUAUACAUUUCAUUUAUUCUCAUUGAUAUUGUCGUUCCAAUAUUGAUAGUCCCAUCAGCUUACGUAGCGGCGCAUGGAAUUGUUGGACUUAAAGGUCAUUCUGGCAUAGAAUAUGUUUUGGAAAUAGCUCUUGGAUUAGUUGCAUUCGCAGUUUACACCUGCGUCUUCUUACUUAGCUCCAUUCUUAAGGCAAGAUCAGUUGUUUUAUCUAAUUUCCCCUUCCCAAUGUUCGAAUAUGAUGCAGUUACAACAUGGAUCAUUAUUACAGCAGCUUGUGCCGUACUCUCAGCUAUUUUCAACUACUUCGAUAGCUGGUUUUACACAUUAGGUGGUAUUAUUCACAUUUUAAUCACAGUUUAUGUACAACUUCGUAUCUACUAUCUUCCUUUCUAUGAUCUAUGGCGCAACGUUCUCAUGAUGGCCUUCUGUUUAGCAACAGUUGUACUUAAUAUAAAUUAUUUCGUCAUCGCAUAUGUCGAUAAGUUCAAAUUCAACUACACAAUAUUUGUAUUCAUAAUAAUAUUGAUAUUGGGCUAUAUAGGUGGUACAGGUGCCAUUACAAAAGUUUCAGGAGAUUUCAGAAAAGCAUUAACAUACCAAGAAGACGUAACAAAUGUUCCUGAAUACUUAGAUUCACUCAAGAUCAAUAAGAACUCACACCAAGCUAACAUGUGGAUCAUUGUUGGUUUAAUCUUUAACAGUGAUUACUUUGUUGAUGGUUCUUUAACCGAUUACUGCCUUAACUGCCCCAAUUUGGAUGGAGCUCUUUCAAUGUUACUCCAAGUUGUCACAUUAUUCCCAUUCGAGUCCCGUAA
Molecule: messenger RNA, 1235 nt
Organism: Trichomonas vaginalis G3
Lineage: Eukaryota; Parabasalia; Trichomonadida; Trichomonadidae
Product: guanylate cyclase protein
Exons: 1
Source: RefSeq, a predicted model, not a curated record